UUCCUUCCUCCAAAUUCUUGAGUCAGUUCAAGGAAACUGCUCCUGCACUGAGAGCUGACCUGCCUUCAUAAAAUGAACACAACAGCAUUGCGGCUGCUUGUUGCCUGUUCGCUCCUAAAGUUCUACCUAAAGAAGCAAUGAAGGACAUCCCUGUACUACUGUUUCUCCUGAGUCUGUCCACAACUACGGUCUGCUCGAAGCCCUAUAAUGCAGACGCAUAUGGAAAGUGUCUCAACUCAACAAUAGAAUACGUGCCAGAAGAAUCUGAUCUUUGCUGUAAAAAAUGCCCUCCUGGGCAUCGAGUGCUAAAACCAUGCUCACCAGAUGAUGAGACUGUGUGUGAACGAUGCCAAGAAGACAGAUACAUGGAAGACUGGAACUUCGCUUCAAACUGUCGAAUCUGCAACAAAUGCAAAGCAAAAAAAGGUCUUCAGUUCGCCUGGCAGUGCAGCUCUACCAAAAAUUCGAAGUGUCUUUGCCUACCCGGGAUGUACUGCUUGAUUGGAUUUGAAGAUCCAUACUGCUCAGACUGUAGGAAGUACACGGCAUGUAAAGUUGGUUAUGGAGUUUCUGUGCAAGGCACACUGGAUAAGGAUGUGAAGUGUGAACAGUGUCCCACUGGGACCUUCUCCAACACUGUCUCUUACAUUGACCCCUGUAAGCCUCAUACAAACUGUAAUGGGAGGGCAAUUCUGAAUAAAGGUGACAACAAAUCUGACAACAUUUGUGAAGCAUCGGCAACGGAGCCGAAAGCUGAGACUUCUGUUGCGUCUACGACUACAGUUACGACUACAAUGGCAACAGUUUCAAAUUCAAUGAUGUCACUGAAUGGAGAAAGAAUCUCCAUUCAGUCUGUCAGGCCUUCGGUUUUAAUGACGGCACCCACCUAUUCAAUAAAGAACGAGCCAACAACCACAACAAGUGACGGAGUACUAGCUGCAGCCAUUGCUGGUGUCACUGGAGGCGUUUUGCUUUUAAUCAUUUUCAUCCUCUUGCUGUGCCUUUGUAAAGGAACCAGGGGGAAAGAUGCUGCACGCUUAAAUAAAGAUGAAAAUGGAAACUGUAAAAGUGGUGAUAAAAUUGGUCCAAUCUAUUUGGGGGAAUCUCAGCUGACUUCAUUCACAGUUACCUCGCCAGAACAAGUCUCUCUACUGGAGAAAGGGGAAGCUAUCAGUGACCAAAGUCAAUGCAGUAACUAUUCUGAAACUUUAACCCGAACAGAAGGUUACAGCAGCCAUGAGUCCAUCAGCCCUUUACAAUCCACUUUGGCGCUUAACAAUCUAACUUCUGGCCUGUCGGAGCCCAUGACUCUCCAGACCGACACAGAGUCUGUCACUCCUGUCAGCAUCCCACCACAGUCCUCAUCUCAGCCCACCAGCCCGGUCAUCAUCAGCCCCGUGACUAACAACCCCCAUGUCAAUGUCAACAUCACUUUGCACAUAAAUGGAAAUGGGUCUUAUGGGAGCCCGUCCUUCAUGCCCACAGACUUAAAACAAGAAGGUGAACUUCCCUUUGGAGAAGAGGAUGAGUCCUUCAGCACCCCACAGCAAGAAGCGGGCAAACAGUCACUUAUGUCAGUGCAGGAGAGUACCACUUACAGUGAAGAAGACUCAUCUAUCUGAAAGACACAUACAUUUUUCUCUUUAUUUAUCCCCUCCCUCUCUCGCUCUCUCGCUCUCACUCUCGCUUUGUCGCGACACAUGAUUGAAAACAAUCUGACUCGAUAAAGAGAUCUACUUUUACUGUACGUAAGCUAUGUUUUAUCCUGUGUUUUUGCUGCUAAAUGUCAGAAUGUGAUCCUUUUUUCCUGGUUCAAAAUUAUUAUCCUUUACUUUAUGUGUUCAUUUGUGUAUACAGUACACUGUAGAUAAAGAUGUGAAUAUUGUAUUCCCCUUACUGAUGUAGAGACAUAGAAAAUUAAAAAGGGAUGUAAAUGAUCACCUGUAAUCUGCAGUAAUUAUCAUUUUCAUCUUUAAAAGACAUAAAAACUAUAAUUGACUUUAAAUAACUUAUUUGACCUCAUUUGACCUUAGUUUUUUUGUUAAUUUGGAAAGCAAGUGGCACCCCAUCAGUGGCGCCACCAGGGGGUGGCCAGGGGUGGCCAUGGCCCCCCCUACAAAUUUGCUGGCCACCCCAUUUGCCUCAAUUAAAAAAAUAAAUAAAUAAAAAACAC
This is a messenger RNA of Cololabis saira (Pacific saury), 2173 nucleotides long. RefSeq names its product tumor necrosis factor receptor superfamily, member 1B (gene tnfrsf1b). Bases 138 to 1622 code for a protein of 494 amino acids. The record is from RefSeq and is a predicted model, not a curated record. Lineage: Eukaryota; Metazoa; Chordata; Actinopteri; Beloniformes; Belonidae. Gene Ontology annotation, biological process: negative regulation of neuroinflammatory response; extrinsic apoptotic signaling pathway; positive regulation of myelination. The transcript has 9 exons. Gene Ontology annotation, molecular function: tumor necrosis factor receptor activity; tumor necrosis factor binding.